Messenger RNA from Engraulis encrasicolus (European anchovy), 6789 nucleotides. It is a transcript of the gene crk, whose product is annotated as v-crk avian sarcoma virus CT10 oncogene homolog. The transcript is spliced from 3 exons. The record is from RefSeq and is a predicted model, not a curated record. Gene Ontology annotation, biological process: signal transduction; cell migration. Bases 315 to 1292 code for a protein of 325 amino acids. Lineage: Eukaryota; Metazoa; Chordata; Actinopteri; Clupeiformes; Engraulidae. Gene Ontology annotation, molecular function: receptor tyrosine kinase binding; signaling adaptor activity.
UCGGGUCCGCCAUUUCAAUUUUUUGAACUUACUUGUGCCAACUUCCAGGAUUUGAUUCAAAAUUACAUUCAGGAAUUGUGUGGAAUUUGGAGGAUUUCUACAGCUACUUGUAUAUUCUGACUUUGCAACACUACGAGGGAUACAUUGGCUGCAUAUUUGAAAGUAACGCUUCGAAAAGCGAUUCAGAUGCCGUACAUUUUUUGAACGUGUUCAACGGGAACGCGGUAAAGUUUUUUUGUAUGAGUUGAAUACUGGUUGCGGAUAAGGGGAGGCGAAGGGAAGGCCCGUGAAGCCUCGGCUGUGGAGUGGCAAUCAUGGCCGGAAAUUUUGACGCUGAAGAUCGGGGAAGCUGGUUUUGGGGUAGAUUAAGUCGACAAGAAGCAGUUUCUCUGCUACAGGGACAAAGGCAUGGGGUUUUCUUGGUGAGAGACUCAAUUACCUGCCCUGGCGACUACGUGCUGUCCGUUUCAGAGAAUUCCAAAGUCUCACAUUAUAUAAUCAACAGUAUCAACAACAAUCGGCAGUCUGGACCAGGCCUGGCGCUCCCACGCUUUCGCAUCGGGGACCAAGAGUUCGACGCCCUGCCCGCCCUGCUCGAGUUCUACAAGAUCCACUACCUGGACACCACCACGCUAAUCGAGCCCAUCAACAAGGCCAAGCACCCGUCGUUCAUCAGCAGCAGCGCGGGGGGCGGGGGCGGACCCCUGAGGCAGGAGGAGGAGCUGGUGCGGGCGCUCUUCGACUUCCCCGGCAACGACGAGGAGGACCUGCCCUUCCGCAAGGGCGACGUGCUGCGGGUCCUGGAGAAGCCGGAGGAGCAGUGGUGGAACGCCUCCAACAGCGAGGGCCGCGUGGGCAUGAUCCCCGUGCCCUACGUGGAGAAGUACCGGGCGGCUGAGGCAGGCGACGGCGGGCUGCUGGGUGGCGUGGGUGGUGGUGGCGGUGGCAUCGGCGGGAUGCCCAACGCUGGGAGCGUCCAUCCCGAUGGGCAAAACUCCCAGGGCCCGCCGCUGCCGGCGCUGGGAGGUGGUGGCGAACCGGGGCCUUACGCGCAGCCCACGCCGCUGCCCAACCUCCAGAACGGGCCCGUCUUCGCCCGGGCCAUCCAGAAGAGGGUGCCCAACGCCUACGACAAGACCGCCCUGGCUCUUGAGGUGGGCGACAUGGUGAAGGUGACGAAGAUCAAUGUGAACGGCCAGUGGGAGGGCGAGUGCAAAGGCAAGAGAGGCCACUUCCCCUUCACACACGUCCGGCUGCUGGACCAGCACAACCCUGAGGACGAACUGAGCUGAGGCUACCACAUGUUGUUGGUUGGACCCCCCACUCCUCUCUCUCUCUUCUCCUCCCCUCUCCCUUUCUCUCCUCUCUUCUCCCUCUCCCUCUCCCUCUCCUCCCAGCAGUCCCCCCUCCCCUGAACUGAGUCGAGGCUCUCCCAUGUCAUAUGGACCUCUGUCCUGUCCUCUCCUGUCCUCUCCUCUCCUCCCAGAGCUCACCACCCAACACCUCUCUCCUCCAGUGACCGCACCUCCUCAUGCCCCUCCCUUGCCCCCCUUCAAAUCCUCCUGUGUUUAGCCACACACCCCUCCACACUACACGUGCGUGUCGUUUCUCCAAACUUGUCUGUCCUUGUUGAUCUGCUGAAGUUUUAUAUUGGACAUUCAUCUAACAUUUAAAAUGACUCUUGGUGUCAAACCAUCUUUGAAACUCAGACAAAAUUGGGUAACACUUUAUUUUAACAAGGCUUUUGAUUACAGUGUACUUACUCAUUCUCUUGCUCAGUGGAAUAACGGGGGUAACCACAUGUACGUGCAACUGUUUUACACGUUAUUACAUCAUACUCACAAUGUGUUUUUGUGUUUCAACAUACCAAGCAUGCCUUGGGACUCACUUCAGCCAUUUGCCUCCCUGGAAGAAUCCAUGACUUUGGCAAAGUAUAUUAAAACCACUACAUUAGUACAUUAGGGAAUGGUGAUGCAUAAAAUAUGUAAUAACAUGUACUACAGUUGUACUUGCAUGCUAUUACACAGCUAUUCCACUGUAUCUAAUGAGUAAGUACACUGUAAUUAAAGCCCCAUUAAAAUGGUGUCACUCAAAUUUCCUCAUAUGCCUCAAUAAAUACUUAAUUUAUUUUCCUGACUAAUCACAUCUGUAGUUUGAAUGGUAAAUAGAUGUCCAAUAUAAAAGCGGAUCCUACCCAAAUUGACAUAGGACAGAGAAAAUGUCGCCAGUUCAGAGAAAUGGCUUGCACACCUUACACAUCUCACUUUCUCAGCCACACUCACUGGGUGCACUCCAAUAUGCGGACUUGCGUCCUCCACUUGUGCUUGUGGCCUCGUACCAGGCCAUGAUGACAUCACUGACAACAGCAUUGUAUUUCAGUAUCCUGCAAAAGCUCAAUUUUACAGUCAUUUUCUCAUUUGCAAACUGGAUGAUGAAUGAAGAACAGUCCCCCAUUUUUUUUUGUGACUAGGCUGACCGUGGGGAAACUUGAUUGUUUUUUCCAUGGAGAUGGGUCGUCAGCAAAACGCAAGGCCACAAGCACAAGUGGAGGAAGGGAGUCCACAUCUUGGAAUGCACCCAUAGUCUCCCCCCCUCUCGUUCCUCGCCCGCCCCUUUACUUCAGUGCACCACACCUCCAUCACCUCACUUUUUGCGUUUUAUCCGCUAAUUGGGGGCCAAUAUGUUGCUCUUCAAGCCCGCCGUUACCCCUCCCCCAAAGUAUUGUGCUUCAUGACGGAGCUCUUGGCAUCCACAGACAGACGCCGUGCCACAAGCUACCCACCCCCACCCCCACCACACACACACACUGACUGACUGACCGAACUUCUGAACCAAGUGAGAAGUACGAGGAACUCGGUGGAGGGAGAAAGGUGUACUGCACACUACCAGACCUGGUGGGGGUGGGGGGUGGGCUCAGCACGGCGAUGGAUGGAUGGGCCUCUGGGGUCGGAGGUCAGCUGAGCGUUACCUUCCUCCAAUGACUGCAGAACGCUGAAGAUUCGCCACACACUACACUAUACUAGACUACACUACACUAUUACUACCCACCCCUACACUACCCGCGCCUGCCUGCCUGCCUGCUGGAAGACGUAAUAGCCAGAGGCUGCACCCCCCACCCCCACCCCACCCCCCUCACAUUCACACUACUACAACAAAGCUCAUAACCAAGUUCACAUGUGUACAAGAAGAAGCAACAUGGAGAACAUGCUCAUGGAAAAUGUAGGUAUUGCUGUGGUUACAGGAGUGAGCUACAGAAAAAUCAUGUUUUUCCCCUUCUUCUGCUUUGUUCACGUUGAAAGUGAUCCAUUUAAUGCACUGCUUUCUUUCUUUCUUUCUUUUUUUUUUUUAUAAACCUGAUGAAAAAUUUGAGCCCUGAACAAUGAGAAAUGCCAUUUCGUGGGGAGGGGGGAUGUCUAAAUGAUUGAUAGAUUAAAACAGGGGUGAGUAAUUCUUAAGUUUUUGUUUGCUAGUGCACUGCAAUGACUCCUUGUGCACACAGUGACUUGGGAAGAUCUCUGAAGUGAUGGCCAGACACAUUCAAUGGACCAUUGCUAUCAAAUGUGUUGGUCUCCCCUUGGCAUCGGGUUUCUGGUAACACUUAUGAAGCGCGUGUUCACAGGCUUAUGAAGGUUUAUAAUGCAUUCACAAAGUAUGUACAACAUUCACCACAUUCAUAAAGUAUUCACAACUUUCUCAUGACUGUACUCCUAGGGCACAAUGUUUUAUGUCAUAGGCUCUAUUUCAUCCUCACAGGGUGACACGUGGUGGGCAUUGUUAUGAUACGGCGUCACCUGCCUUACGAGUGCAGUUAUGGGUAUGUAAGUAGCCGAAUACUACUUAUCGACCGUUCUUAAGCUUUAUAUCAGCAUUACAACAUUUAAAAAAUGUGUAGAGGCUUCUGAAGGUUUCUUGAAAAGUGUUGCCAAGUGUCUUCGGUCAACUGUAGAUGUUAUAGGAAAGGUUCUUCCCAAUUUUACAAGAUGUAGGAUUUCAUGAAGUUACAAAAUAACACCUCUGCUGUCACUCAAACACCAUUUUCUCCCACUAUUUUAUUUUUAUUAUUAUUAUUAUUAUUAUUAAAUUUGCACAUGUUAACAUUGCUUUUAGAGUGAUGCCCUGGCAAAUCGUUUUUUUUAAUGUUCAUCCAUUUUCUGUGCACGUGUUGUUCUGUCCCCCGGUAAACAUUGCAAAGUGUUGCAUAGAACCAGCUUUAAAGGUCCACUGUGGGUUUUGUUUUAUUUCUAGAUUGUAUUGCUGCCCAUUCACAAAUAUUGUCUUUUUCAUGUAUAUUUACUACCACCAUCAAUUUCUGGAGUUAUUCAUUAUGACUUGCACUUUUCAUACAUGAGCAGGUGGAUUGUCUCCAUGUCUGCCAUUUUGAAUGAAAAAUGAGAAAAGGUCGCACCAUGCAUGGGUUUCUUUAUUAUUACAUAGAGUGCGUUGCAAUAUGCGACCUUACCUCCUCUACUUGUGCUUGUUUCCUCGUACCAGGAAGUAAUAUGUCAUGAUGACAUCACUGACAACGGCAUUAUAUUUCAAUAUCUUGUGCAUACUGAGGAAGGCAGAACGCAGAAACACGUCUGUGUAAUAAUAAAGAAACCUACGCAUGGUGCGACCUUUUCUCAUUUUUCAGUUUUACAAUAUUUUGGUCAGCACUCUUAAAAGAAGAAAAACUUGUUGGGUGAAGCCUGCUCAAACCUUUAUGAACUUUUGCCAUUUUGAAUGAUCCAUCAUGGAUAUCUGGGGCUGCAAAACAUACUGUACAUUGUUCAAACCAAUUGAUAUGAAGUUGAUUAUAUUGUAAUUAUUCCUGAAAAGAUCUAGUUGGCGAAUGGGCUGCAUGCAUUUUGAGUACAGAUAAGUACAUUUACUCCCUGGACCGUUUAAAAAGAAGGCAACCUAAAAAAUAUGCUUCAUGGUUUUACUGAUGCGUUGGUAUACUUAAAGAUGGUUCUAUACUUCACUUUUUACAGAUAAGUGCAGCAAGCCGUCCUGUUUAAGUUGUUGCGCGUGGAAGCUAGGGGUUUAGUGGAUUGUCUUGGUACACGUCAGAGGAUUUCCUGAAGCUACUAUGUCAUGGUUAACCAGGGGGGCAUUUCUCGACAGCUUAGUUGUUAGCCAGUUAACAACUUGGAUAGUUCACAAUGGGAAAUUGCUUUGCAAACAACAAGGUAGCUAACAUAGUUAGUAAUGAUGGUUGUUACCAACCAUCUGGAAUAUUGUCAAUCACUUAGCUCUGGAAAGGCGUGGGUGUGUUCAAAACAGCUCGAACCUAAUUGAAGAAUUCACAUGGCUUUUUAAAAAAAUCCACGUACUACUUCAACCACUGACUUGUAUAUACCCCGCCCCGCGAUCCCACCCUGCGAUGCUGAUUGGACAGGCUGUGAAAUAUCUGAUUCCGUUCGGGCUAGUCUAAAAUUUCUAGACCCUCGUGUGAGCUCACAAAGUUUAACGAAGAUGCACAAAGGGUCUGCGUGAGAGCCAGGCUAUGCCUAAUGGCCUAAAUGUCGUAAAUUCUAAAAAUGAGCUUGCUCAUUAGAGUGGAACUUAAAUUAGACAAUCACUUGAUUGUAAUCACCGGUUAAGAGAAGAAUGUGAUCAGAAAUUAUCUGUUAGGUGGCAUAUUAUCACCCUCCCAUAAGGCUUUUAAAAAUAUAUGUGUGUGUGCAGGUGCUUGGAACUCUAAAUACUAAAGAUCAAUGUUAACUUUAAUGAAUGCUAUCUGGUGAAAAGGUCUUAUGACGAAAACCGUACAAUAAUAGAAGUUAAAUUCAGUCAUUUGUAGCAUUCCUUUUGUACUUUGUAAAGCAGACUCAAUUCCUCAUUCUUGCAAAUAAUAAUUAUUUUUUAAAUGAUCAUAAUUAAGUGGUUAUCCUUUGAAAAUGAAAAAUGAAUGUUGCUUUGUUUUAAUUGUGACAUGAAGAAAGAACGCAAUGGCUAAGUGCGAAACUGCUUUAGUCAGUGAAUUCUCUAAAUAUCACUGGGUUUUCCUGUGUCCAUUUAUCUGAAGGAAGUGAAGUCAAACAUUGUUUCAUUCUCUUGCAGUUUACAACUGUUAUGUUCAUGUAAAUGUAACACUGAACUCUUUGUGCCAAUGUUUUAAUGGUAUAUAUAUUAUUUUGUUUCUGUUGCCAUAUUUGCAGACCGUAUGUGACUUGUGUUUAUCACUACUCAGUCUCACCCUCUCUGGAUGUCUGAACAGUUCCUAGUGGCAGGCAGCCUUCUUAAACACCCUUUAGUGCACAACAUUCAUUUUGACAUUCUUCUGAAGAAAACGUGCCUGUUUUUUUUUUUUUUUUUUUUUAAUUCUCAAACCAAGCAGAAAGCAGUUGUCUUUUUUUCUACAUGUAAAGCAGUAGUAGAGCAUAAUUCAGUUGCAAAGCUCUGAAUGUGCUGAAAUGAAUCUCCCUUCUAAUGACUGCGACCGUUGAAGGCACAGACCCGGAGACCCUCAAAUUCCACUUUUAAGAAACAGUAACACUGACUUCUUUGUUUGGGGGGGAGACACAUUUUCAUGCAUGCCCAUUUUUCUUGUAAUCAUUUUUAUUCCUUCUGUAACUGUCAAUCAUGCCUUCAAUUUAAAUAUUUUAAUGCAUCAUAUUUUAAUGUUUUAUGUAAGUUCAUUACAUCCAGAUGGAAGGGGAGGAGUUAACCUUCAAUGUCAGUAUGUUAAUAUCGAAAUGUGCCAUUGUAUUAAACACUAUAUUCUUGCAAAACAUUUUAAUUUGACCCGUUUGUUUUCUGUAGCAUGUAAGUUGAAUAUAGCUAAUAAAGUAUUGCUGAAGAGGA